GCGCGCGCGCGCGCGUGCCUCCCCCGGGGGCCGCAUUCUAAUAAGCUAGUCCCCCAAAUAGACCUGGCGGAAUAUACAAGCCUGGUGUGUUGAAUCGUAACGCAAAAAAAACAAGGCGCAGCUUCGCAUCGCAUCGUGUGUGAGAGCAUUAUAACGGCAGUGAGUGUAGCGCUGUUUGGGGCUGUUAGCGUUAGUAAUAACAGCAGCGCGAGAGCGGAGAGAAGGAGCGCGAGGUAGCGCGUGCGGAGGAAUACACACAGACUUUAUUUACUCUGCGUCUUGUUCUUCAGGUUUUUUUUUAUUAUUAAUAAAAAACUUGCUCCACGUUAUAAUUCUUAGACUGCGUUUGAAGGUUUUUGUGACUUCUGCACAGCUCUUCUUCCAACUCGGAGGAAGCACGCGCGUGCGUUUUGAUCCUUUGCGUACCUGGACCUGCCCCUCCAAAGACGGACAACGUUUGAACAUUUUUUCCCUCAGGGACAGGAUCUGGUAUGGCAGUUGCUCAUUGCACAAGCUGAGCACUCUAAAGCCAAGGCAGAAGUGGCACGCUGCUCUGUGAAGCCCUACUGGCCCUGCCUGUUUGCUGUAAUUGCCCAGUGACAAGUGGAAAUGAUGGAAUAAUUGUCAAGAGAGUGGGGUCCUUUUUUUCUAACCCGGGCACCGGUGACUUAACUAUGCAUGAGCGGCGCGUGAGGGACGGGGCCGAGCGAGGCGCUUGUUUAUGAUGCUCCACUGUAUAAACACAGUUGGAGUGAUGACACAGAUAAGAGCACACUACUCCCCGUGACACGAGCUGCCAGCACACGCCAAAAAGCCAGCAGUCCCAUCAGCACUCACCUGCAGGUAUUAAGUCAUGAUGCAGGAGUCGGCCAGUGAGACAAUAAGCAACAGUUCAAUGAGUCAAAAUGGAAUGAGCACCCUAAGCAGCCAAUUAGAUGCUGGCAGUAGAGAUGGAAGAUCAAGCGGUGACACAAGCAGCGAAGUAAGCACAGUCGAGCUGCUGCAUCUGCAACAACAGCAGGCCCUUCAAGCAGCAAGGCAAUUACUCUUACAGCAACCAGGCAGUGGCCUGAAGUCUCCAAAGAACAACGACAAACAGCGUCCACUGCAGGUGCCAGUGUCAGUGGCCAUGAUGAGUCCACAGGUCAUCACUCCCCAGCAGAUGCAGCAGAUCCUCCAGCAGCAGGUCCUCUCGCCUCAGCAGCUCCAGGCGCUUCUACAGCAGCAGCAGGCAGUCAUGCUGCAGCAGCAACACUUGCAGGAGUUCUACAAGAAGCAGCAGGAGCAGCUUCACCUCCAGCUUUUGCAGCAACAGCACCCCAGCAAACAGGCAAAAGAGCAACAGCAGCAGCAGCAGCAUCAGCAGCAGUUAGCGGCACAGCAGCUGGUCUUUCAGCAGCAGCUCCUGCAGAUGCAGCAGCUCCAGCAGCAGCAGCACUUGCUCAGCAUGCAACGGCAGGGCCUGCUUUCUUUGCCCCCGGGCCCAGGACAGAGCGCCCUCCCUGCACAGACUCUCCCGCCAGCAGGCCUGAGCCCGGCCGAGCUCCAGCAGUUGUGGAAGGAUGUGACCAGCGGCCACACCAUGGAUGAUAAUGGCAUGAAACACAGCGGCCUGGACCUCAGCACCACCAACUCUUCCUCCACUACCUCCUCCACCACCUCCAAAGCUUCUCCGCCAAUCACUCAUCACCCUAUCGCCAACGGCCAGUCCUCAGUCAUCAACACUCGCAGAGAGAGCUCUUUACAUGAAGAGACUGGAGCAUUACACUCACAUUCUCUCUAUGGUCAUGGAGUGUGCAAAUGGCCAGGCUGUGAGAGCAUCUGCGAGGACUUUGGACAGUUUUUGAAGCACCUUAACAGUGAGCACGCUCUAGACGACAGGAGCACAGCCCAGUGCCGGGUCCAAAUGCAGGUGGUACAGCAGCUAGAGAUACAGCUUUCUAAAGAACGUGAGCGUCUUCAGGCAAUGAUGGCCCACUUGCACAUGCGGCCCUCAGAGCCCAAGCCAUCUCCUAAACCGUUGAAUCUCGUGUCAAGCAUGACCAUGUCAAAGAACCUGCCAUCAGUGUCACCCCCAAACCUCCCUCAGACCCCAACCACACCCACCACUCCGAUCACACCACUGAGCCAGAUGCCCCAGGUGCCCUCCGUCCUGAGUCCCGCCAGUGUGCCGAGCAUGGGCGCCAUGCGCAGACGCCACUCUGACAAAUAUUCCAUGCCACUAUCCUCAGAAAUAGCCCCAAACUAUGAGUUUUAUAAGAAUGCUGAUGUCAGACCACCAUUCACAUAUGCAACGCUCAUCAGGCAGGCUAUCAUGGAUUCAAAAGACAUGCAGUUAACACUUAAUGAAAUCUACAGCUGGUUUACGCGCACCUUUGCCUACUUUAGACGCAACGCUGCCACUUGGAAGAAUGCAGUGCGCCACAACCUCAGUCUGCAUAAGUGUUUUGUGCGGGUGGAGAAUGUAAAAGGAGCGGUUUGGACGGUGGAUGAGAUGGAGUACCAGAAACGCAGAUCUCAGAAGAUAACAGGGAGCCCGACACUGGUGAAGAACCUGCCGCCCAGUCUGGGUUAUGGAGCAGCUCUUAAUGCAAGCCUGCAGGCGGCUCUGGCAGAGACCUCUUUGCCCUUGCUGGGCAAUACAGGCUUGAUGAACAGCAGCGCGUCAGGCCUGAUGGGUGCCAGUCCUCCAGGUUUGCAUAGUGGAAGCCCACCUAGCCUUUUACAGAGCAGCACCCAUGACGAGCUCAACGGCUCCCUCGAGCACCUCGACACCAAUGGUCACAGCAGCCCCGCCUACUCCCCACACCCCCACAUUUUUGGCAUGUUUUUCAGGCCACCAAUUCACGUCAAGGAGGAGCCACUCAACAUGGACGAUGACGACUGUCCAAUGUCACUGGUGACGACAGCCGAUCACAGUCCAGAGCUGGAUGAGGAUCGAGAGCUCGAGGAGGGAAACCUAUCAGAGGACUUGGAGUGAUGACUCUCUCCUCCCUCAUUUGCUGGGACUCCGCCCCCCCCACCCUGAGCAGCCGGCCCCUCGAACCACUCCACAACCACAGAAAGGCAGCAGACGGAAGCGAGGAAUAUUUAUUUAGAAAGCGCCAGGAGACUGUCCCAAAGAAACACUCACAGCCCUUUUAAGGACCGUUUGAGAACAGGCAGCAGACAUCUGCCUUUUAAAUGAUAAUGAACAUAGGACAAGAUUUCAUUCAGAUUGCUUGGCCACUUCAUACCAUGCACAGCAGACUCAUGGACAAAACAAAAUAAAAAAACUUGAGUCUUUUCUGUAGAAACGUUGAUGGCCACAUAUACUGCCAAAAAGUUGAAAUUUGUGAAUAUCCGACCCACAGUAGUCUCUGAUGUUAGAUACAAUUGCUGGUUCAAUUCAAGUUGUUGCUAUGUUAUUAUUUGCACAGGAGUAGUACCAGAAAUUAGUGUCACUGCCUGUAUGUUGCUAAACGCUUUAAACAACAGUAUUUCUUUUUUCGUUUCUUUAUUUUCCUUUUACCAACCUUUUUUUUCCAUUAUGUUUACAACACCACCAACUGUAAAUGCCAUUUUUAAAGUCACACCAAUAACAGACCUGCGGUAUCAAGACUGUUGCAGCUGUCCAAAAAAGUCUCCAGUGUCUCUAUCUCUGUUUGUGCUGAAAAGUGAAAUGUGAUAACUGAGUUGAAAUGUAAAUGUUUGUGUAAGCAUCAUGCUGAGGAAAAAAAAAUGUGCAUUUCUGCAUA
Messenger RNA from Tachysurus fulvidraco (yellow catfish), 3737 nucleotides. It is a transcript of the gene foxp2, whose product is annotated as forkhead box P2. Lineage: Eukaryota; Metazoa; Chordata; Actinopteri; Siluriformes; Bagridae. The coding region runs from base 854 to 2980 and encodes 708 amino acids. The record is from RefSeq and is a predicted model, not a curated record. Gene Ontology annotation, molecular function: DNA-binding transcription repressor activity, RNA polymerase II-specific; RNA polymerase II cis-regulatory region sequence-specific DNA binding. The transcript has 20 exons. Gene Ontology annotation, biological process: regulation of transcription by RNA polymerase II. Gene Ontology annotation, cellular component: nucleus.